GUUUUUGAUUCUUAUUUAAUUUUGUGUGGCUAUAUCCAAUCUAAAUUUUUUUGAGAAUGGAAAGCAGGAAUAGUAAAGCUGUAGUGGUCAAAAAGUUUGGUGGAUAUGAAUCUCUGAGCAUUCAAGAAUUCGAUCUUCCUCCGUUGGACGAUACUAUUGAAAUAAAGGUAGAAUAUGGGGGACUGAAUUUUGCUGAUUUAUAUACAAGGCAAGGGUUGAUGGCAAAUAAGAAACUGCCUUUUGUUCUGGGCAUCGAAUGUACUGGAAUCAUUACUUCUAUUGGAUCGAAUGUCUCCAACACUGAUUUCAAAGUGGGACAAAGAGUUAUCUGUUAUGAUUACAAUGGAGGAAUGUAUAGAGAAGUGGUACGCCUCAGCCCAACUAAAUGCUUUCUAUUACCAGAUUUCAUAAGUACAAAACUUGGUGCAGCUAUUUUUGUUAACUAUUUAACAGCCUAUUUUUCAUUGCUGAGUCUCGGAAAUCUCAAGGAGAAUGAAACUAUUCUGAUUUUAUCUUGUACAGGUGGAGUAGGAUCAGCUGCUACACAGAUAGCAAAAACAAUAAAAGGAGUUACUGUAUUUGGUACUGGUUCAAUUAGUAAGAAGCAAGAUGCACUAAAAAAUGGCGUUGACACAUUUAUUCCAAAUGAGAGUUUUGAAGAAUUACAAAUGCAGAAAUUUGACUUGAUAUUAACAAAUGAAGCAGGGAAUACAUUCAAUUUUCUUCAAGAACUAUUGAAUCCUCUGGGAAAUAUAGUGAUAAUAGGUGCCAACAAUUAUAUUCAAAAUGAUCAAAAAAUCUCAAUGUUAUCUCUCUUGAAAUCAUGGUGGACAAUGAAGAAUGUAUCUAUUGAAUCUCUGAUCACCAACAGCCGGGUGGUAGCUGGUUUACAUUUGGGAAUGCUAGUAGAAAGAGACAGGAAUAAGGUGCAGAAAACUUUGGAACAUAUCUUCAAACUUAUUAAAGAUGAAAUACUAAAACCCCUGAUACACUCUACAAUGCCAAUGGCACAGAUUGUAAGUGCUACAAGAUUACUGGCUGAAAGGAAAAAUGUUGGGAAAGUUUUAAUAAAAAUUUCAGAUCAAUGAAAUUUGAUUAAUAAAGAAAAUUCAUUUCAAUAAUAGAUACUUUUUAUUGAAUGGUUUAUUCACAGUAGUAUAUUAUGGAAAAAAUAAAUAGUCUCUACAAUUACCUAAAGCUUAAGGUGAAAGGUUUAAUUGAAGAAAUUAUAGCUGUUUUCAACCAAUUUCAAUUAAGUGAACACAGAAAACAAAUCAAAUUGUAAUAUUUUAAUCCUGUAAUGUUCUCAAACAUGAUGUAGAAAAUAGUGUUGAAGUAAACUUCCACAAAUCUACAUGAUUAGAAUUCUAAAAAACUAUAUUCUUCAGGCCUCUUACUUCUGAUGGAUUGUCAAUCACAUCUUCAAUCUCAAUAUUAUUGAUCCUUAAAUAUGUCUGAGGUAUUCUAAAGAAAUGUGUCCUCAUAUAUUGUUUCCUCCUCUUCUUUCUGAAAUGGAUCUUGGUAUGGGACAAAGUUUUCUCAAUAACAGUUGCAUGAACUCCUAUGAGACCUUUUUGUAUCAUAGGACGGCCAAUCAAUGUAAAAUCCAUGGAACCAGCCAAUAGUACUUUAUCAAGAAUCAAUUUAUCACCUAUGUUUGGUGGCCAAUAUCCCUCAAUUACUAUAACAUCUCCACUUGUUAUUUUGAAUUGUUUUCCUGCUACAUGUACUACAGCAAAGAGUCUGUCACUUUUUGCAGCCACCAAUUCAUUCACUUUUCCAAUGACUUGCUUGUUCAAAAUUGCUUCCUGUUUGCUAUCUGAGAUUUCAUAUUCUACUGGAAUAUUAGAAUAGUACUUUGGAGCCCCAAUGAUGUUUGAUACAGCUGGAACCAGUUUUAUAUAACUUGGUGAGUUAUUUGUGAAUUUGGUAACUAAAAGUUUUACAAUGGAAGCCAUUCUGCUACAGAUGGUAGCAGCUGGAUGCUGGAUCUCCCGUCUGCCGUCUGAAAAGUUUAUCAGGUCUGUCUCUUUAUAUACAAUUUAUUAGAUCUCUGGUUUGUAAUGUUUUUGACUGAGCGAGCUGUUCUGUUUGUUUGUAAUAUAGGUUAAGUAUUUAGGUUAGGAUCAUAAUAUAUGUCGUCUUAUUUUUAUUUCCUUUUUUCCGAUUUGGUCUCACAACGUGCUCACAACUUG
Phaedon cochleariae (mustard beetle) is the source of this 2195-nucleotide messenger RNA. Lineage: Eukaryota; Metazoa; Arthropoda; Insecta; Coleoptera; Chrysomelidae. The record is from the annotation of a GenBank genome assembly.